Salpingoeca rosetta is the source of this 1960-nucleotide messenger RNA. RefSeq lists its product as uncharacterized. The transcript has 6 exons. The coding region runs from base 165 to 1748 and encodes 527 amino acids. NCBI's taxonomy places the organism in Eukaryota, Choanoflagellata, Craspedida, Salpingoecidae. The record is from RefSeq and is a predicted model, not a curated record. Gene Ontology annotation, cellular component: membrane. Gene Ontology annotation, biological process: endoplasmic reticulum to cytosol auxin transport.
ACCACACCACAGGGCAGGUGCAACACAACACGUGACAACGCACCAGAACAAACACACCAGAACAAACACCACAACGCAACACAACACAACACAACUAACACAACACAACACAACAACCACACCACACCAAAUAAACUCACAACACAACCCAACACACCGACGACAUGGGCGGCCUCGACAUAUCAGGCGAUGUCGUGGCUGUGGCAGCAUCCACCGUGGGCUCUGUGCUGAUGCUCAGUCUCGUGGGCGUCUUCGUGGCACACUAUCCAAAGCACCCAUCUGGCGAUGUUCGUCUAUCAGGCAUGCUGCAACAGUCAUCCAUUCGUCAGAUUGCAAAAGUGGCGACGACCGUGUAUAUCCCAUGCUUGGCAUUCACCCGGCUUGGAAGCCGCCUGUCCAUUGAUACCAUGAAAGAAGUGUGGCCGAUGGUGCUCUACGCACCAGCUCAGUGUCUGCUGGGCACGUUGGUGGCCUGGCUUGUGUGCCGCGUGUUUCUUGUUCCAAAGCAGUUCCGGCAAGAGUUCAUUCUCGCUUGCUCACACCCCAACAUGAUUGCGGUGCCCCUGGUCAUGCUCGAGGUUCUCUGCCAGCAGUCACAGCUCGCUGGGGAGGACUCCUGUUCAGAGCGAUCGGCCGCCUUUGUCUUCGUGUCUGUCGUGGGCUGGUACCUGUACUUCUGGACAGUCGGCCUUGAAACUAUCAAGCACCUGAGUCCUGAGACUCAAGCGCUUGAAGCGAACCAAGGUGGCGAGGGUUCGUCCACCAUAUGGCAAUCACUGAAGCAGCUUGUCAACAACUUCUUCAAUCCUCCGCUCAUCGGAUCGUUGUCAGGCCUCGUUGUUGGGCUUGUGCCAGAGCUUCAGGAUUUGUUCUUUGGCGGCAAGGCACCUCUGCUCUUCUCGACAUCUGCAGCCAAGACGUACGCCGCAGCUGUAGUCGGGGUCAUGUCAACAGUCAUGUUUGUGACGCUCGGCAAGUCCAUCCCCAGCCUUGACCUGAGGGAGCACGCGGCAAAGCUGCUUCGAAUGUUUAGGCCCGCAGACAAGAGGUCGCUGGAGGAUGUUGAAGUUGCUGGUCCCGAUGACACCAGUACGAACAGCAGUGUGCAACUGAUGGCUUCACGUGACAGCAUCAGCGUGGGCGCGGUGCUCGCUGGUCCAAGUCAAUGUUCAGACCAGCCAUCGUCUCACCAGCAGCAGCACACGGUUCCCGCUUCGUAUGACGACAACGGCGUGCUGCUGAUCGACGUUGAUCGUGUCCUCGAAGAGAACCACCUUUCUCUUGCCCUUGCACGGGCCAACGGCCAGGAUGACGCUCGUGCGACAAGUUCUGCUACUGUUCCACCAUCAGCAACCGCACUGAAGCUGCUUGUCCCAGCCACGAGCAACGCCACAACAACACCAGAACAGAAGCAAGAGAAGGACCACCAAUCCGCAGCGAGCUGGGGUGCCCGCAACCUGGUGCUGUUUGUUGUGACGUCCAUGCUUGUCUUACCCGGCUCCAAGCUUGGACUCAUCAUCUGGCUUGGGCCACACGUGUUUGGCAGUGGCGCCAACGCCGCACUUGUUCAACUCGUGCUGUGCAUUCAGAGCAUCACGCCAACUGCGAAUCUUCUUGUGGUGGUGUGUCAGCGGGAGGGUGCACGCGCAUCUGCUGAGCGCAUGUCACGGGGCAUUCUCCUGCAGUACACGGUUGCCAUUGGCUCACUGCUCAUCUUCACCGCGCUCGGUGUUGCCGCGUUCUACUGACGCAACAGCGCCUGUGUGUUUUGUCUUGUGUGAGGGGCUGUGUGCGUGUGUGUGUAAUUGAUGUCUCUCCAACACUGUUGUGAGUCUUCGUAUGCGUGACCAUGCAUUGCCACUUCUGAAUGCAGUAUGUGCUGUGUGAAUUGCUUCAUUUCAUAACGAAACCACAGCAUCGAGUAAAGGAAACGCAUGGCGCCUGAGAAGCAACCAUGUCA